UCCCUGUGCUAUACAGUAGGACCUUGUUGUUUGUUUAUCCAUCCUAUAUAAAAUAGUUUGCAUCAGGCAGGUAUUUGUCUUAUCGCCAUUUUACAGGUGAAGUGCAGAGAGAUGAAAUACUUUUUCUAAGGUCGCAGAGGUAGUAAGUGACAGGCUGAGAUUUUUCUGCAGGCAGUCUGACCUCAGAAUCCACACUCCAUGACUUCUCAUUGCCCUUAGGAUCAGUCCAAAUAUCAACACAUGGAAUUGUCCCAUCUAUUUAUUUUUCCUUUGGCUGACUCAAAUGGUGCGUUCAGUCUUGCCAAGAUGACACUUCCUCAGAAAUCCUUCCUCAACUCUUGCAGAUUGAGUAGGAUACUAUUCUAGUAUUCCUCUGGCACCUCAUGUUCCCUGUUAUCAGAGCACAGAAGGUCCUGUGUUGGACACGUUUAGCACCUGUGUUGAAUACUGGAGCACAGUGGGUACUCAAAUAUUUAUCAAGUGCAUGAAUGAAUGAAUAAAUAAAAUAUUUUAUUCAAGAGGCAGUGAGGAGCCAUUCAAGGUCUUGAAGCAAAGGAGUGAUCUUAUCAAGCCUGUGCUCCAAGGACAAGCUGGGAGCAAGACUUGCACACAAUGAACCAUCCUCAUCAGCAUUUGAGGAUGAAAAAAAAGCUUAUUUGCAUUUUGGUCUUGGAUUUCUUGAGCUGUGCAAGUUGGCUCUUAUCUCCACUUGAUCACAUCUGGGUACCGGGUAAUGCCAGAAACUGUCGCGGUAACGACCAGGUUUCUCUUUAUGAAGGUGGGAUCUGGGAAAAGAGCUGUGAUUUGCAAAAGAGCUUGGGCCUGGAACUCCCUCUAGAAUCAGGGGUCUCCCUACCAAGAAGGCUAUGCGACGCCGAGGCUACGUCAGGAGUCAAAGACACGACGAUGCCAGGAAGUACCCCGCAAGUCUAGACUUUACUAAUCUAAUCUACACUUGCUCCUGGAGCACACUACCUCCAGACUAAGAAGACUGAAGGCCUUCCGCGUUGUAGGCUGCAGUUACAGAUCCCAGCUAGAGGUCAGGUUAAUCUUCGUUAGAGAUGCCCAGCGUCUCGGUUUCUCUGCGCCGGGGCACUUGUCAGAUGGAGCUGCUCUGAAAGUCCAGGAAACGCCCCUGGGGCGCCGAGAAAAAUGCGAAAGUCAGUCCAAGCUAGCUCUAGACUCAAGGAGAGGAGCCAGUGGGCCCAGAGAGACGCAGAGCUAAUCCGCGCCUAGGCACAGGCUCCAGGCCCUGCGGAGGAGGGGUCCCGGAGCCCCCUUCUCACACCGACGCUCUGCAGAGUCCCCAAGUCCGCAGCGCCAGAGAGGGGCGGGCCUGGGCUCGGCGCCUCCCGCGUUCGGGCAGCAGCUCCAGGCUCUGGGAGCGGGAGGGGGAGGAGCCACGUGGGGAGGAGCAAAACCCAGUGGCCCGGGGAACCUUGGGCAGAGCCGAGCCACGGGAGCCCGAGCCCGGGCGCGCGGCUCUUGGAGCGCACCGUCCCGGCGGAGCACCGCCUCAGCUUGCCUUCCGUGCGUAGCGGGGAGAAGGGCCGGUGCUGAAGAGAGCGAGGGUCCCGAGCGCCAAUCCUUCCAGAGCUGCUGGGCUGCCUGCUGCCCCUGCCACCCUAGUGGGACUCGGCCCCCCCCCCCCCCCCCCCCCCCCCGCACUACCUGCGUCCAGGUUGCGCCAUGGAUCCUUCAGAGAAGAAGAUAUCAGUGUGGAUCUGCCAGGAGGAGAAACUGGUGUCCGGCCUUUCCCGCCGCACCACUUGUUCGGACGUAGUGCGGGUACUCUUGGAGGAUGGCUGCCGGCGGCGACGGCGGCAGCGGCGGAGCCGGCGGCGGGGGGCGGCCGGCGACCCGCCAGGCCCAGGAGAGCUGCCGGAACCCCUGGACGAGGACGACGAGGACGACGACGAUGAGGCGCUGCCCCAGGGCAUGCUGUGCGGGCCCCCGCAGUGCUAUUGCAUUGUGGAGAAGUGGCGGGGCUUUGAGCGCAUCUUGCCCAACAAGACGCGCAUCUUGCGCCUCUGGGCCGCCUGGGGCGAAGAGCAAGAGAACGUACGCUUCGUGCUGGUGCGCAGCGAGGCGUCGCUGCCCAACGCGGGUCCCCGCAGUGCCGAGGCGCGCGUCGUGCUCAGUCGCGAGCGCCCCUGCUCCGCGCGGGGGGUCCCAGCGCGGCCCAGCCUAGCCAUGACCCAGGAGAAGCAGCGACGGGUGGUGCGCAAGGCCUUCCGCAAGCUGGCCAAGCUCAACCGGCGGCGCCAGCAGCAGCCGUCGUCGCCCUGUUCGUCCACUUCGUCGUCCGCAGCCUCAUCCUGUUCGUCGUCGUCGCCGCGGGCCACCGAGAGCGCCUCGGUGGAGCGUAUGGAGACGCUGGUGCACUUGGUGCUCUCCCAGGACCACACCAUCCGUCAGCAGGUGCAGCGGCUUCGAGAGCUGGACCGCGAGAUCGAUCGCUACGAAGCCAAGGUGCAUCUGGACCGCGUGCGGCGACACGGAGUGAACUACGUGCAGGACACCUACUUGGUGGGUGCCGGGAUCGAACUCGACGGUACCGGCCCAGGAGAGGAGCCGGAGCCGGAGCCGGAGCCCGAGCCGGCGGCAGCGACUACAACGACGCCGCCCCUGGACAGCGAGGCGAAGGCGGUUGCGCUGGAGGAGCUGGCCCGGCGCUGUGACGACCUACUGCAGUUGCAGGAGCAGCGGGCCCAGCAGGAGGAGUUGCUCGAGCGCCUUUCGGCCGAAAUCCAGGAGGAGCUGAACCAGAGGUGGAUGAGGAGGCGCCAGGAGGAGCUCUCUACCCGGGAGGAGCCCCCGGACGCCGAGGGCGGCCUCGACGGUGAGCUGCUGCUGGAGCGCGAGCGGGUCCGGACGCAGCUCAGCACCAGCCUCUACAUCGGGCUCCGGCUCAACACGGACCUGGAGGCCGUCAAGUCGGACUUGGAUUACAGCCAGCAGCAGUGGGACAGCAAGGAGCGCGAGCUCCAGGGCCUUCUCCAGACUUUGCACACUUUGGAGCUGACGGUAGCGCCCGAUGGGACUCCGGUGUCCAGUGGGCCCUCGCGGGACCCCGGGCCGCAGGCCUGCGCCGAGGUGUGGGUGGACCAGGCCCGCGGACUGGCCAAGAGCUGUCCUGGUAACGACGAGGACUCGGACACCGGGCUGAGCUCCAUGCACAGCCAGGACUCGGACUCGGUGCCCGUGUGCGAAUCCCUUGUGUAGGAGGAGCAGGGUGGGAAGGGGAGACCGCCGGCUCUCCCUUCCUUGAAGAACUCCGGCGUGGCCGGCUCAGGGACUUGAAACUCGGAGGGGAGUGGGCCCCGAGCUUUUGCCGGCCAGCAGCCCUCUGACUGGGCAGGGGGAGGGUGGGGGACGCCGGGCCUGCAGCGGCGCUGCUCAGGCCGCGGAGUGAAAGUGGAGGUGUUGCUGGACGAGAAAGCUGGGUCUGCAUUACAAGCUCUCUCAGGGGAAGGAAGGAGGGAGGAGGUGAAAACCCCCUUAUAUUGGAUAAAAAACGCCCCAGGAAAUUGACGUGGUCCGAGCCCAUUUUCAAAAAAAGAAAAAAAAAGUAUUAUGGCGAUUUCAUCAAUUUUUUGUAUGGGAAGGACUGAUGGCAGCUAGAACUUUAGUUUGUGGUAUAAAAUACUUUUUAAAGAAACACUUGGGUGAAAAGGAAAUUCCUUGAAUGUUAAUUGUGACUGUGAACGUGUUAAAACUAGCCAAAGAGGACGCACUGGUGUUGGCCGCAGCCUUACAUCUUUGAUAAAAACCCAUAGGCACCCAAAUCCUGGCUGUUUACAUUUCUGCAUAUUUGGGAAUUACCCAUCUGCUAAACUCCCUGCCUUUUAUUUUCUUUCAAAGACUAACUCGGUCUCCUCCUAGCAGACACAGUAUAUGUUAAAAUAGGGUCCUUUUUUCAAACUCACCUUUUAUUAUUCUCAAAGCCAAACCUAACCCUUUGAGAUAUAGAAUCAGGGUGGACAUAACCUCUGGUUAAAAUUUAAUCUAGGCCUUUUACAAUUUGCUCCUGCAAAGGUGAUGUGUGUUGUCCUUUUAUUCUUAUUGCCACUUAAUCCUUCAGACACUGUUAUUCCAGAAAAAAUAAAAGGGAAGUUGCAGAAUUCAAGUACAACUACAUUUGCUGUUUAAUGAGCACUCUGAUUGAAAGGUAAGCCUUGAAAGCAAAGAUAUUUGUUAGUGUUCAACUUUUUAACUCAGCUACAUGAUUAAAACCAGCCAUGACCUCAACAGAUUUUACCAAACAAACCCAAGUCUAUCUUUGGUCAGAGAUUAAUUAGUUACUUGUCCAAACCUAAAUUGAGAUAGUGUAAAUAUCAAGUUUACUAGAUAAGACCUAAAAAGAAAACAUAACGUAAAACAAUCUAAUAGUACAUCUUAGGUGAAAACUUCGGUUCACAACGGCACGUAGCCAUAGAUAAAAGCAUAUAAAAUGGAGCUAAAGACUUGAAUUGCUCUUGUCUGGCUCACACCUUUGCAGACACCACAGCAUGCAAGCGCAGUGCUUCUCUCUUAAUAGUUAGUGAUGGAGCCCUGUGGGGACUCAGUGUAAUUGUUCCAGUUAUUUCAAUGAAAACUUAUCAGUUGUAGCUAGUUGUUGCCGGGGUGGAAGGAGCCUGCUGGUGGUGUUCCCCCCGGAGCUCAGAGCUUCUGAGGAAUGCGGGAUCUAAUCUCUCCUGAGGAGGUAUUAACAAUGGGGUGUGUGUGCGGUGCCAGCCUGGUAUCAGCCUCACUGUGUAGGGGCUGGCUCCAGUUUCAAUACUACAUGGGAAGAUAACUUAAGAGGUCUGACUUUGUAGAGAACUUUCUUUCCUUGGAGAGAUUCUCUACUUGUUGCCAAGAGCGAUCUGCUCACCUGACCUCCUCAAACCAUUUGAGCUGUCUCCUUUUUAAGAGACAGGCUUCCCCUCACGCUCCACCACCACCAUGCUAUUACAACAUGUGUAGAUAUUUUCAGAUUUUCAAGCAAAAUGGGAAUUAAAAGGCCGUUUUCUUAAUUGAUGUUUUCCAAAGACAUUAGCUGGCAUAAUUAUCGUUUUUUCAUUUCAUCUGAUGCAGAAAACACCUAUGGCUUUGGUCUUGAGCAUGAUUAAAAUGAGGAAGGGACCAAAAGAAACCCACUGUCCCCAGACAAUCACCUGAUCCCAUAAACACAAAGCCUAAUAAUAGCUUUCUUUUGGAGGCAGAGGUAAAAUCCUCAUUAGAGUGUGACAAACGCUACUUGUCUGAAUGGUUUAUGCUGGCAAUAGCCUGACCUGGUGGUUUUAAAAUUAUUGUGCUUUUUUCCCCGCCCCCAGGGUGGCAGGGGAGGUGGUUCUUGAACUUUUAUUAACUCAAAAGAGAACACAGAAGUUGGCAGAACAGGACUGCCUGGCAGAAAGGGGCUGUUUUCCUUUUCACUAUUAUUAUUUUAAACUUUGACGGGCUGCUGAUGUCAGCAAAUAUGCCUGAAGCCCAUAAAGCAAAUAAGCCACAUCACAGGGAGGAGGCCUGCAAGACUUUCUGGUGCCCUCUUUCUAGAACCUUCCCAUGCUGGCCACCCGAAGAUGCUUCUCCAGCUAUCUCUUCAGGCAGUGAAGGAAGUUUUGUUCAUAACAAAGGGUGACCCAGUCUGCCCAUUUUUUCUUUCAUCCAAAUCAAUUAUUAUAUCCCCCAAAGGCACUUUCUGUGUGGGUAGGAGAAAGGAGAACAGGGUGAAAAAAGAAACAAUGGUUCCUUUUACUGAGAACUCUUGCAAGUCUGAGGAAGGUGAAAUAUGGGGAUAAAAAGUACCAAAACAGUGCCUGUGUUUAGAAAGUGCCUAGCAAAUGCUAGAUAGUCUUAACAUUUCAUUCACUUUUAAAACAAUCAGCAUGCCACUAAGAAAUGAGAAUGAAUGCGUGACAGUGAAUGCACCAGCACCAGGAUUUAAGUGUGCUGGGAAAACCACCUCCUCUCCUGUGCUCCAAGUCUAGCAGAAUUCCUGGGGAGGAAUCAGCAAGCUUAUGGAGGAGAGGAUGAAAUGGAGCCGACUCCUUACCAACCAACUCCAUCUUGUUUUGGAAUUGAUAGGAUUUAUUGUAUCUUUGAUCUUAGUGAUCCCAUUCUCGGCCAUCUCCCAAACCAAAAAGAUUUUAUCUGGCAUCUCUAUCUGUUUACUUUCUCAUAAAACGUGAUAAUGGUGAUGAUGAUUUGCUAAUUAGAAAAUUUAUAUUCUGUAGUCUUUAUGGUGGUCCUAAAAAUAACAAGAAGGAAGUCACUCAAAAUCACAUCACCUAAAGUUAUCAUUAUCAAAAUUUAGUAUAUUUCCUUUCAGACCUUUUGAAUUGUGAAGAUUUCAUAUUUUGCUUCUUUUUUUUUAAAAUAUAAUUUUAAUGAGAUUGUCUGAAUGCUUUUAGGCUCAGAUUUCGACAGACUCCUUGUAUACAGCUCCACCCCUGCACUGGAUGUACCCCAUUGCGUGUAAUUGUUCUCAUGUUAUUAGGUUGUUCCCAAUAUUUUUUCUAUUAUAAAACAACACUGUGAUAAGC
This is a messenger RNA of Bubalus bubalis (water buffalo), 6530 nucleotides long. RefSeq names its product Ras association domain family member 10 (gene RASSF10). The transcript has a single exon. NCBI's taxonomy places the organism in Eukaryota, Metazoa, Chordata, Mammalia, Artiodactyla, Bovidae. The coding region runs from base 1690 to 3225 and encodes 511 amino acids. Gene Ontology annotation, biological process: signal transduction. The record is from RefSeq and is a predicted model, not a curated record.